This is a messenger RNA of Chelmon rostratus (copperband butterflyfish), 3552 nucleotides long. It is a transcript of the gene sack1b, whose product is annotated as family with sequence similarity 83 member B. The coding region runs from base 161 to 2896 and encodes 911 amino acids. The record is from RefSeq and is a predicted model, not a curated record. Gene Ontology annotation, biological process: epidermal growth factor receptor signaling pathway. The transcript has 5 exons. NCBI's taxonomy places the organism in Eukaryota, Metazoa, Chordata, Actinopteri, Chaetodontiformes, Chaetodontidae. Gene Ontology annotation, cellular component: membrane; cytoplasm.
UGUUGAGACACCUCCUUGUCUUUGUGUCUUCCAGCUGGCAGACAGUAGCUGCUUCAAACACUGACAUGAGCUGAAUGUACAUAGAUCUAAGAGGGAUAUUCUGGGAGCAGUGAAGAGGAUUUUCACAAAGUUAAAUGUACAGCUGAAACAGUCUGGAGUGAUGGAGUCUCCAGACUUCUCUCUGUUGUCGUCUUUGAGGGGAGAGUUUAAAUCAGAGGAUUACAUCCAACCGCACUACAGGGAGGCCUAUCGUCUGGCGAUCGACUGCCUGGUGAACAGCGGCAGAGGCGGUUACCAGGAGUUCCUCAAGGGAGAACGUAUCGGAAGCUUCCUCUCAGAGGAAGAGCUUCUCUUCAUCACUGAAAAUGCAGAAAAGCUCCCACCUCAAACCCACGCAGAGGAAAGCAGCGGUCCAGCGGACAGCCAAUCAUCCUCAGGGACGUACUGGCCCGUCCACUCGGAUGUGGAAACGCCGGAUUUGGACUUAGGGUGGCCGGAGGUCAUGCACGACCAACUGCAGACAAAUAUAGAUCUGCUCUUUCAUCCAGCGAGACAGAACAACCCCACCAUCAAAGAGGUGGUGCGGAAGAACAUUCAGGAAGCAAGACAGGUCAUUGCCAUUGUGAUGGACAAGUUCACCGAUGUAGAUAUAUUCAAAGAGGCUGUCGACGCCUCGAUACGAGGAGUCCCUGUCUACGUGCUUCUGGAUGAUUCCCACUUAAGAAGUUUCCUCACGAUGGCUGAAAAUCAAGAUGUAAAAAUUCAACAACUCAGAAACAUGAGGGUGCGCACUGUGAAAGGUCAGGACUACCUCUGCCGAUCAGGAGCUAAAUUUCAUGGGGCAAUGGAGCAGAAGUUUCUUUUAGUCGACUGCCACACAGCGAUUUAUGGCUCAUACAGCUUCACUUGGUCGUUUGAGAAGAUCAAUCUGAGCAUGGUGCAGGUCAUCACAGGACACCUGGUGCAGUCCUACGACGAGGAGUUUCGAACACUCUACGCCCGGUCCAUCGUGCCAGCUGAACUGUCCCCCCCGGAGGGUUUGUCCCAACACAUCAGCCCACAUGGACGACAGCUUUUGACAAAACCUCAUUCUGCCCAAAAAAUGGAGCGGAGGGAACACCUGAGGCAUACGCUGGACACAGUCUAUAGGAAGACCUGUGAGAGGAAACUGGGCACGAGAGACUUUGAAGAGAGGCUCUUUGAAGAGGAACUGAACAAGCUCGGGCCCUUAAUGGAGAAUGGGAGUGAUGUUCAGAAACAGAUGCCCCAAUUUCAGCCUACAGAGGCAAUGAACUUCUUGAAAAGGCACAGCUAUGCGGGGGAGAGGCAAGAUGGAUGUAUGCCACAGAACAUCAGGCCUAGAGCGAGCAACUGGAACAUUUCUAGAGACAAAAACUACCCUGUGGACAAUUAUUUACACGUGCCACCGCUGCACAGAGCUCAGAACCUGCGCCAGUCUUACAAUGGCAACGACAAGCAGGUUGUGUCCAUGCAACAGAACAUGCCAACGCUGGAGAACACAUCAAAGGCAUUCAUGCGCACAUUGAGGAUUGAGUCUUACCUCCAAAACCCUGAUGUCCCAUCGGGAGACACUUGUGACUAUUUAGACCAGUACGAGCCACCGGAUAAAGCUACCUCCUUCAUGCAGGGAAGAAUGAGGUCUUCCCUUGUGCUCAAGUCCACCAUACCAGAGCAAAUGGAGCCAAACAGACACAUGAACAACUCAUCCCCUGGCGUUACCUCCUCUGCAGCACCUAACUCUCAUUUGCACUACUCAUCCAUGCAGUGGAAUCCAACAGCAGCAGCUGAGAACAGAAUGAGUAAUGAAGAGGUCAUGUUGAAGAGGCAAAGUCUGCAGAUGUUGGAUGACAACUGGAAUAACACAAGCUAUGGUCCAGGUAGAAACUCUUACCAGUCUGCAUACACUAGCUUAGGCAGAGCUAAAGGUGGACACAUGAUCACGAGCCCUGACGUUAUGACAGACAAUUGGUACAAACGGCACAGCGUGGCGGAUCCACGAUCAAACACAGAGUACGCACAUGAAUCCUCAGGUCACAUGUAUGGAGCUUUUGCAAGGAUGCAAGUCAACAGAGGCACAGCAGGGAUCAAUGCUCAGAAUGUAGGAUACGGGUCAAAUCUGAACGAAGAUCAGAGGUCUGUCUCUCAUUAUGAUGUCAAUAGCAUCACAGGCACAAAGAGCCCGGGGAAUCGCAUUUGGCAGGAGCCACCAUCCAGGACUGUGUCUGCAGCAGCCCUCGGUGUGAAUAGCAAGAAUGAGACUGCGAAGUCCAGCAACAUGGGCUCACAGCAUUUUCUAAAGAAGAGUACCAAGAAAUUAAAAUCCUUACUGAACAUACCAGAGAAAAAAGAGCGUUCAACUGGAACCAUGGAAACGCCGAGUCUGAAGUCAAGUGGCAGCGCAGACACCAUAACAGCUGAGGAUGAGGAGGGUCCCCCAGAUGGACGACAACAACAAUUUCACCAAAGAACAAGCCACUCUGUCAGGUCGUCCUCAGAGCACCAGAGGAACCAUCUGAAAUCUUCCAAACCUCGAUUCAGAACCGAGGAGCUUUACAGUCCAUUCCAAACCUCUCCCCCAAAAACCGCAACGCAGAACAAACCCACCGGCUUCGAUGCGGGCAGCUGGAGCAAAGAGCGGGCUGCCGACGGUCGCCUUUACAGCAGAUACGAGCCUUUCUGCUCGCUUGAAAAGAAACCCUCUAUGCACUCGGCCAACAGCUUUGGAACGACACACUCUCAGGAGAAACCCAAAGGCCUUCCUAAAGGCGAUGCAGCUAUCGAACACAACCUCACCCGGACUGCACGAGGGCUUCAUGAAAAUAAGCUGGAGAAAUUCAUCCACAGAGUGGGGAAUUUCAUACACAAGAACAAGUAGUGACUUCUGUGUCAGCAUAAAGACUCAGGUCACUCACUACUAAAGCACAUUUGAAUGGGAAUGUUUCUAUUUGUAUAGUUGGUCCUUAUUUCUGUGUUUAGAAAAUGUUUUUAGCAAACACUGUUUACAUUUGACCUCUGCUUAUUUUAUAGUGCACAGAUGCACAGAUGAAUGCAGAUGCACUGAUGAAUGCCACUGAAAGGAGACCAUAUUUUAUAUGAAUACAUGCAGCAGACCUUCACAUAACAGAUUCUUCAGCUCCACUUUCAAACUUUUUUCAUGGCUGUCCUCCGCUGUCGUAAACCUGAAGAGAAAAAAAUUCAAACACUGUCAACAAACAUUGCAGACGCAUUAAGUAGUGGUUGUGUCAAAAUGUCAGAGAUGUAUACAAUUUAUUGCUGCAAGUGUAGGUGGGUGUGCAUGCCAAAGUGCUGUUGUUACUACAUUCAAAGGAUUAAUGUCGAGGUGAAGGCGCCUCAAACUGCAUUAGCAUGCAAGCUCACUGCCACUCAACAUGAUGAAGCACAUAACAAUAUGUCAACGCAUCGCUGUCAUUUAUGUGUCAGACAGGUUUUCUGGAUGCUAUGGGGGUUGCAAUAGUUCUGUAAACUGCACGUUAUGUUUCUCAAAUAAAUAUUUAUGGCAUUUUUCACUGA